AUGGAAGAUCCAUUCUGUACGGUUGAGUUUAGCGGAAGACUUGUCUGUCUAAUCCUUUUUUCAGACUUGUCUGUCUGUCUAAUCCUUUUUUCAGACUUGUCUGUCAGUCUGUCUAAUCCUUUUUCAGACUUGUCUGUCAGUCUGUCUAAUCCUUUUUCAGACUUGUCUGUCAGUCUGUCUAAUCCUUUUUUCAACUUGUCUGUCAGUCUGUCUAAUCCUUUUUUCAGACUUGUCUGUCUAAUCCUUUUUUCAGACUUGUCUGUCUGUCUCCCUUUUUCAGAUUUGUCUGUCUGCCUGUCUAUUCGUUUUCACUCUCUCUCUCUCUCUCUCACUCUUUCGUUUUCUCUCUCUCUCUCUCUCUCUCUCACUGUUUCGUCCCCUCUCUCACUGUUUCGUUCUCUCUCUCACCCUGUUUCGUUAUCUCUCUCUCUCUCUGUUUCGUUUUUCUCUCUCACUGUUUCGUUCUCUCUCUCUCUCUCUCACUGUUUCGUCCCCUCUCUCACUGUUUCUCUUUCUCUCACUCUCUCACUGUUUCGUUCUCUCACUCUCUCACUGUUUCGUUCUCUCUCUCUCUCUCACUGUUUCGUUCUCUCUCUCUCUGUUUCUGUUCGUUCUCUCUCUCUCUCACUGUUUCGUUUCUCUCUCUCUCUCUGUUUCGUUAUCUCUCUCUCUCUCACCCUUUCGUCCUCUCUCUCACCCUUUCGUCCUCUCUCUCUCUCUCUCUCACUGUUUCGUUCUCUUUCUCACUCUGUUUCGUUAUCUCUCUAUCUCACUGUUACGUUUUUCUCCCUCUCUCACUGUUUCGUCCCCUCUCUCACUGUUUCGUUUUUCUCUCUCUCUCACUGUUUCGUCCCCUCUCUCACUGUUUCUCUCUCUCACUCUGUUUCGUUAUAUCUCUCUCACCGUUUCGUUCUUUCGUUCUCUCUCUCUCUCUCUCUCUCUCUCUCUUUCUCUCUCUCAAUCUUUCCUUCUCUCGAUCUUUCGUUCUCUCGAUCUUUCGUUCUCUCUCUUGAUCUUUCGAUCUCUCUCUCUCUCUCUCUCUCUCUCUCUCUCGUGCCUUCGUUCUCUCUCGUUCUUUCGUUCUCUCUCUCUCUCUCUCUCACUCUCUCUCUCUCGUUCUAUUAA
Molecule: messenger RNA, 1125 nt
Organism: Acanthosepion pharaonis
Lineage: Eukaryota; Metazoa; Mollusca; Cephalopoda; Sepiida; Sepiidae
Source: the annotation of a GenBank genome assembly